Colossoma macropomum (tambaqui) is the source of this 1041-nucleotide messenger RNA. Its product is annotated as stonustoxin subunit alpha-like. The transcript has 3 exons. The coding region runs from base 36 to 953 and encodes 305 amino acids. Gene Ontology annotation, molecular function: protein binding. Lineage: Eukaryota; Metazoa; Chordata; Actinopteri; Characiformes; Serrasalmidae. The record is from RefSeq and is a predicted model, not a curated record.
AGUGAGGGUGACAGUCGUGAUAGCGAGAGACAGUCAUGACAGCAGGCAAAGAAGAUGAAUCCCGACCUAAAAAGCCUCGGCAUCAUUCUAAAAAACUCCACGACCGGAAACGCAAUAAAACACGCGUAAAUCUUGGCGACGCAUUUAAAACGUGGAGGAUCUUAAAGGACCAAAGGAACUUUAAGACGGAUGCCGACUUCGCGGAUUUUCUCCUGGAAAGGCGAACCUGUCGUGCUGUAGCCGUUGAGGCAACCAAAGAAGAUGGAUCCCAACCCAAAAAGCUCCACGACCUGAAACGCGAUAAAACACGAGUAAAUCUUGGCAAAGCCUUUGAAACAUGGAGGCUCCUCAGGGACCAGAAGAACUUUAAGACGGAUGCCGACUUCGCACAUUUUCUCCUGAGAAGUGUGUGUUUGUGUACAGAUGCUGUUGAACUCACUCUGGAUUCAAACACUGUGUUCAGUUUUCUCUCUCUGUCUGACGACAAGAAGAAUGCUCAGUGGGAGGAAGAAGGUCUGUGUUAUCCACCUCAUGAUGACAGAUUUGGGUUUGAUUCCCAGGUUCUGAGUGUGGAGAGUCUGACUGGACGCUGUUACUGGGAGGUUCAGUGGAGUGGAGAGUGGGCUGGUAUAUCAGUAUCAUACAAAGGGAGGAAUGUAUACGAUAUGUUUGGAUCCAAUAAUCAGUCCUGGAUUCUGAUCUGUGAUAAUAACAAUUACUCUGUCUGGCACAAUAAAGAGAAAACUGUCCUAACUGCCCCCCCCUCCCCCUCUAACAGAGUAGGAGUGUAUCUGGACAGGGACCGCAGCACUCUGUCUUUCUACAUCAUCUCACCUGACACAUGCGCACUGACCCACCUACACACACUCACCACCACAUUCACUGAACCACUGUACGCUGGAUUCUAUGUUUAUCCCUACUCCUCAAUGCAUCUAUGUAAGAUAGUAAGAUAGUUUACUUGAUACACAGUUCAUCUUUUCGUUUAUUAACAUUAACAGUUAAAACAUUUGUGUUUCAAUAAGUGUUUGUGUCUUUGAGCAG